Dovyalis caffra is the source of this 375-nucleotide messenger RNA. The record is from the annotation of a GenBank genome assembly. NCBI's taxonomy places the organism in Eukaryota, Viridiplantae, Streptophyta, Magnoliopsida, Malpighiales, Salicaceae.
AUGGCUUCCUUUAAUUACCUUCUUCUCUUCAUGGUGCUUACAUUUACAGGCCAAUUCUCCCACUGUUUCGGAAAGAGUAGCCGAAAGGAAUUGAGGAAUAAGGAGGACCCCCUUGAAACUGUAAUACAAUCUGGAAGCUCAAUUCAGACCAACAGAGUUGACCCUUCAAGAGUUGUCACGCUCUCUUGGCGACCAAGGUCCGGACCUGUCUUUUGGCUUUUCAGGACAAAAUACUUUCAAGGAUUGAAGAAAGAAUUUCAGCUUGGACUCUCCUUCCCAAAGGCAUGUUUGGUCACCCGGGCUCCUGUCUUCUUAGAACGACUAUUUUGUUCUGUGAAUUAUGCAUCUGAUCUGGUAUUUCAUGUUGUUGCAUGA